Molecule: messenger RNA, 2281 nt
Organism: Nematostella vectensis (starlet sea anemone)
Lineage: Eukaryota; Metazoa; Cnidaria; Anthozoa; Actiniaria; Edwardsiidae
Exons: 2
Coding region: 942-1592 (216 amino acids)
Source: RefSeq, a predicted model, not a curated record
ACUCUGUAAACAAAAACGCAGGAAAAAAAGCCGGCAAUUGUCGAGUCAUUUCGUGCCAAAGAGUCAAAUGCCUUAGAAAUGCUCGACUGUUUUUCGAUAUUUUAUACAGUUAAUGUUUAAAAAAGUGUUCAAAUUUCAAAUUAAGUUUGUUUUCUUCCUUAUCACGCAAUGCUCUAUUGUAAAUUAUCCUGUACUUUCCAUUGUUUGCUUUUAAUAACAAUUCCAAUUUCGGUUCCUCACGGCAACAACACGUUCCAUGAAAACAGCGGCGUUUCAGUUUAUUCUUCCCUCUCGCAGUCACUUAUUACUCUAACCUUACCGAAAGCGAUACCAAUCAACAUUCUUGUACAGAGAUAAGGGUGUCAUUGACUAAUCUGGGGGAACAUCAGAGCAAAAUUUUCACGAAAUCCUUGGUAAUACACUUGUAAUGAAGUAAGACGGGCUUAAAAUAGAUCCCCAUCAGAGAACGUUACCCCUUACUAUUCUCGCCUCCUGAGAGCAUAGUUUAAGAUCUUCUUAAAACGGAACUUGGGUGAAUCCGGGGCGCAAUCUGCGCUGUUGAAGGUCAACAUCUCUUGUUUUGAUCAUGACUUUAUAACCUCGAGCCGAAGUGCGAUCACCAUUACCGAACACGGUCCAAUCUUCAAAGGAAUACAAAGCCAACAUUUGUGUUUUAAUAAAAUUGAUUUCCCAUCGUAAGGUUUGCGGUAUCUUGGUUUUAAUCUCUUCCAACUGUUGAUGUAAAUGACAGCGCACUUCCGGAUAAGUUUCUCCCGUGGUUUCACAUGCAAUGACUUCUGAUUGUUUGGCAACAAGAGAAGCCGUCCUCAUCUAAGCACCCAAUUCCAGCGAGAUCACUUCUUUGUUCGACGCAUUCAGGGUUACUACGCGGGAAAAACGCCUGAUGUGUCAGUUAAAUAUCUCGUGAGAAAAUCUGCAAGAUGAACAAUACUUGGGAAAGGCGAAUUCCCCCUCGAAGCAAAUUUAACGAUGAAGAAGCAACUGGCGUUUUAAGGCUUAUAGUAGAGCAGGAAAAGCUACUAAAAAAUGCUACAGCAAGCCCAGUAUUAUAUGCAAGUAUUUCUCCCAAGAGACAAAAGAAGUUACCACCGAUCAAUCUGCGGUCCGAGUCACUUGAUGAAAACGACUUUCAAAAUAAUCGGAGCCGAAAGUCACCAAGCCUGGAUGAACCGGAUAUUCUUAACAAACCUACACUUUUCAAAGGAAAGGACUUUAGAAAAAGUAGCGACCAACAUGGCUCAUUGCCAGGCAUUCCUAGCAAGGUUCCAGAUAUUUAUUGUUCGCCAAAAAUGGCGCGUCACAGAGAGCGGCCUCGUGGUUCUUACGGGCGAAGCCAUGAAAAUCUCCACGCAGACUGUAAUAGAAAAUCCAAAUCAUUAGAGUCUUGUGCAGAUUUGAAAAACGCAAAUAAUAACGAUCAAAGACCUAGUAAUCCUAUGUUUAAAGAGGAUUUACAGAACGAUAGUAAUACGUAUUACGCAUCAAGUGACGAGAUGAGUGGAGGGGAAGAAGUGGGGGCUAUCGCGCCAGAACCGCCAAAACGAACAACAACACCGACAUAUAUCAACUAAUUGUAUUCAUAGAAAAUAGCCUCAAGUCAAUAACCAAUAAAAGCAGAAUUUAGAUGAGAUAGUUAAGUAAAUAAGGUAGACGGGAUUAAGAAGAAAAAAUACCCCAUGCAGAGAGUAUAAAUGCGAAGUAAACAUUAGAAAUAUCUUAUGAAGGAAAUGGGAAAGCCGCUUGUACUAAGAGGAUGAAAAGAUAGCUAAAAUACAGGAAAACCAUGAUUUUGAAACUUCAAGGGUAAUAUCAUUUUUCUUUGGAAACAGUCAGUGAACAAUAAUCAACAUUCGAUAAUAUAUUUCACUGAUUGAUUGAAAAAAAAGGAAUAUUAUAUAUAGAACACAUAAAACGAAAGAAACUUUUGAUAGUAAAAAAAUAUAUUGGUAAUUAAUCAUACAACCCAAAACAAAUGACGGAAUUGAGAUAAAGUCAUGCUAACGAAGCUUUUUGACAGCAAAAACAGAGAAGUUUAUUGACACUUACGUGAAGGAAAAAAGAUCAAAUACUCUCGCAAUCUUUUUAUCACGUAUCUAAGAUGUUUGAAUUAGAAAAAAAUACGAAGGAGUUGGCGAAAGGAAGAAAGCCUUAUCGUGAUUCUAAAGAAAAUACCAUUAAUCCCAAAUAUAUUAUACUUAUAAUUUAAAUAUCUUCCGCUUCUUGGGCGAAUAAUAAAAUAAUAAUAAAAAAAAACAAGCAA